AUGAUGUCGGGGAGGGGGGCAAAAAAACGCGGGAGACCCCCAAAAUCUGGAAAUUUUGAGAAGAAUAGAAAAUUUCAAUACCAUUUAUUGAAAAAACCUAAAUAUUUACAAGCUCAAAAUAUUGGAACUGGAUCUUUAGCUAGUACACCGUCAGCGUCCAGAGCGUUAUCGCCGCAGGGUAGUGAUAUAAGUAAACGAAGUACAAGAAAACAAAGAGGUGGUAAAUCUCAUAAAAGUAGGAGAGGAGGUUUAUCAAAUGCCUAUUCCAGAAGGGGCUAUAAUCCUCAAGCGGCUGAUUACCAUGAAUCAGAAUACCAUUAUGGAUCUGAUUUUGGAGACGAGUUUAGUGAUCGCUCAGAACCAGAAGAAGAACGCGCUAGUGAGAGUUCUGACGGCUCCUUAAGUGACGGUGCUGCAAGUGAUAGUGACUUUUCUGUAAACAGUUUCAAUUCAGCAGUAGGUACACCCAGAAAAUCAACAUCUAAUUUUAAUAGAAUACCAAGUCCUGAUCCACUAUGGCUUCAACAAGAGCGGCAAAUCCCUCACUUAGAACUUCCUCCUUCAUCUGAUGAUUUAAUAAUACCACAUAAUUUAGUGCUACAGGUUGUAGGUGUGUAUGAAGUCCUGCGUCAUUUUAGACAUCUUGUGAGGCUGUCUCCUUUUAGGCUAGAAGACUUAUGUGCUGCUGUUAGUUGCAAUGAACAAAGUACAUUAUUAACAGAAGUUCAUAUAAUGUUAUUGAGAGCUCUUUUGAGAGAAGAAGAUUCACAACAGACACAUUUUGGUCCAUUAGACCAUAAGGAUAGUGUUAAUAUUACAUUGUUUUUAUUGGAUGUCAUGACAUGGCCGGAAGUAUUAAGAGUGUAUGUAGACAGUGACAAAACAUUUGACAAAAAUAUAUCGAGAAUAUUAAACGCUUGUGAAUAUCCUUUUACAACUGUAGAGGACCGUCUUGCCGUUCUUCAGUUUUUGUGUAAUCAAUUUUUAAUUACUAAUCCAGUUCGAGAUGACCUGAUAAGUGAAGCUCCUAUUCAAUAUGAUGACCACUGUAGAGUUUGUCAUCGGUUAGGUGACUUAUUAUGUUGUGAAACAUGUCCUGCUGUGUAUCACCUUGAAUGUGUUGAUCCACCACUGGAGGAUGUACCCUCUGAAGACUGGCAGUGUGCUCUUUGCAAGCAACACAAAACAAUGGGUGUGACAGACUGUGUAUCAGAUGCUGAAAAACAAGGAAUUCUGUGCAGACAUGAACAUUUAGGGUUUGAUAGACAUGGCAGAAAGUAUUCAUUUAUUACGAGAAGAAUUUUUAUUGAAGCUGAAAAUGGCGAUGUGUGGUACUAUUCAACAGCUGAACAAUUUCAAGAGUUACUUGAUGUACUAGACUACAAAGAAAUGGAGGCUCCCCUUGUCCGUGAACUAUUAGAAAUGAAAGAGGAGAUUAUUCGUCAAAUGGACAUCACAGAAAAACUAACCAACCAAGCAAAAGGCAAUAGAAAAUCUUAUUUAGAAGUGCAGAAUAGUGCAAUUAAUAAGCAAAGAAAAAUAAAGGAAAAAGAAAAACACUGUCCUGACAGGACAGAUGAUGAUGAUAAGCAAGUAGAUUCCUCUGCAAUUGAAUCUGAUCUUUUGCAAGAGGUCUUUACAACAGGAGAAGAUACAGACCAAAAUGAAGAUGAUGACGGAAAUGAUAGUAGUGAUAAUAAGAUUAAGAAGAAUAGACCUGUUUAUAAGAAAAAUGAAGAAAUAUCUGAACGUCUAACAAGACAAAAAACAAACCAAAUUUCAAAUGGAACCUAUUUAUUUAAGCUUGGGAAUGAAAAUGUAUUCAAAACAUAUGUUAAUCAAUAUACAACAAAUCCACUAGCCUUAAACAAGCCACAAAGGAAUGAAGAGCGGGAUAAGAAACGUUACAUAUCUCAUAAAUUUUCUUUGUCGUCAGGCCAAGAGUUUAAAUGGAUUGGAUUAUUGAAUGCCACCAAGCCAUUGCUUGUAGCGACGUUACGACAGACUUUGCUACAUCUGGAAUCUAAUAUUGUUGUACAAUUUAUGCAUCCAAAUUGGAGUCUAUUAAGAAAACCUUGGGUACAAGCAGUUCAGUUGUGUCAGGCGCCUAGAGAUUUUGCAAGAGCUCUGUGUGUCUUACAGGCAUGUAUAAGAAGUGUGGUGUGGGUACCAGCUUGGCAUGAGCAACUUGGCCAUGUAAGACUGCUGCGAACUACUGCCCUCGAACGCGAGGAGCGUAAGAAGCUCGACAAAAGAGAGAAGAAAGAACGAGACGAAGAAGAAGAACGUUACCGCACCGCAUACAACUUUGUCAAAUACUCGUUGGGGCUCCAUCACCAGGUAUGGAAACAAAAAGGCGAAGAAUAUAGAAUACACGGCCAGUGGGGUUGGCUCUGGAAUUCAUCAACUAGAAAAUUUAAAAAACUUUAUAAAAAUAUGAAACUGAGUUUAAGCAAUGGCCCCGCAAAAAUUGCAGUUAGAGUAAGAGAAGGAAGCAUUAUAAAAGUUUUGGCAGUUGAACCUAAAACAUAUGAAUAUCUUAUUGCUGAUGGACCAACUGACCAGGCCGUUCUAAAUAAAUUACCACCAUCGAUGAGAAAUAUGACACUAGAAAAGGAUAUUGAAGAUUUUGAAGAGAUAGAUGUCGAAAAGGCCUUGAGUUCGUCAACGAGACGUUAUUACCCAAAGAUUGCAAGAAAAUCAAAACUAGAUGAUUUACUAGCUCGACGAACGUACCUUAAAUUUAUGGAGGAAAAGAAACUAGGUAAUUUGUUGAACAACGUGAAAAAGGAACAAGCUGAAAUAAAAAGUGAAGAGGACAAAAAUAUUGACAUUGAAAAUGAGGAAUCUGAAUUAGAUGGUGCAAAUGUUUGUAAUGAUACUAAUGAUGUUGAAGAAAAAUCAGUAAGUGGAGAAAUAUCAGCACUUCGUGAAGAAUAUUUAACAAUUAGUGGAUUGACAAAGCAAUACAAAUGCUAUUCCUCUGACUGUUCCAAAACAGAAACAAAUACAAGUGGUUUGCAACUUAAUUGUUAUUCACCGCUAUGCAUUGAAAAGAGGAGUUUGUUAACUAAGUUAUUGUCAUUACUUAAAAACAGUUCAGCUAAUAACAAAGCUUUAAACACAAAUGAAAACAAUAAAAUGUCAAUUUUAGAAUUAUACCUUGUCGGUAAAAAAUCUAAUUCAAAUGAAAAUAUUUUGACAGACUUGUUAUCAGCCGUUGCUUGUGCACAAGAAUGUGAUAAUAAAAAUACAGAUAGCUUCGUUAAGCGAAAGUCAAGUAGUGAUUCAGAUACAUAUCCUAAAGUAGAAAAAAGUGAGGGUGACUUCCUGAACUGUGAUAAUCUUCUCAAAAAUGAAAACACUUUAGAAGAGUGCGCAGUUCCGGCAGUUGGAAACGAAAUGGAUAUUGAUAUAGGCAACAAUAACAUUGAUGAUAAUGAAGUAGAAAUUGGGCCUUUGAAAGAGCUCACUGAAGGUGACUGCUUAAAUGCAGAGAGUGCUGAAGAAAAAUCUCGACCGCCCAUUCCAAAAUUGAAAAUUACCCGUGGGAAAUCUCUCAAGUUAAAUAAGGAGGCAAAAAAUUAUGAGUGUUCUGUAAAGACGGAAAAGAUUGUAGAUGCACCGAAGUAUCGCGCAGCAAUUAAUAGACGAUUUGGGGUCAAAAGCGUUAAAAGAGAAGACAAAUCUAUUAAAGAAGAGAAAACAAACACUGGAAUUGUUAGGAUAUAUUCCACGGCGAAUCCUUGUGGAAAAGUCUAUUUGAAAAAGGUACAGACUGCGGCAACAGAAAAGAAAAAGAAACGAACACCCGUAAAAUAUCCGCCAUGUUCCUCAUUCCACACAAAAAGUAAAGCGAAAACGAUUAUGGUUCUACCAACACAUGAAUUGAAAAAACUUAGCAGACAAGCAGGUCACGCUAGCGUCUCAGGUUUCAGUCAUAGUGCUAAACCAAAUCAAUUAGUUUGGCCCUAUCCUUGCGCUAGGCCUCUGUUUAAAACCUGCUGGCUGUUCAGGACAGUGAACUUACAGUGGUUAGCUAGUGCAGCGUUACAGUUGAGAGUUAUGUGGGCGUGCUUACGUUGGGACGAUAUGGCGGCUAAGGCGGCCACGGCAGACGGAAAACACCAGCUCACGACGGAUACAGAAAUCGUUUCAUUGGAACUAUUGAAACAUCGCCACGUGGGUCAGUUCUCCGAGAAAACACAGUAUUUGAGACGACGUGUUGUCAUUCCUCUGGAAUUACCAAAAACUGUUCGCGAGGUUACAUCUAUUCGAAGCGGUUUAAGAAAAAGGAAACGCGCCGAGUCUCCGCAAAACACUGAACCACAGGUCACAGAAGAAUGGGUAGAUGAAGACAAACUCGAACUGUGGGAGGUACGUCAGUAUGGGGAACGAGCAGAACGAAUGACACCGGUAACUCGCGCUACCACUGGCAAGUUGCCUCCGCGUAGUGCACGCGCAUCCAGUCCCUCCCUUCACAACGCAGCAGAUAUCAAAGAUAAGAUGGAACAACAACUCCGCGAGCAAAGAGCGGCACAUCAACAAAAGAGAGCCUUGGAAAUGUCACAAGAUAAAACUAAAGGAACUCCUAACAAUAACAACUCGGGAAAAAAUACUCUUUCCACUUUGUUGAGUUCGAAUACUCCGACGACAGGUGGACAAAAGACAGUUAUUGGAACUAGAAGAAUUAUUAUGACGAAGGGUGCCGAUGGUACCACUAGAGUCAUUAGUCAACCUAUUUCUGGUGUAAAAAUAUCUAGUGAUUCACCGAAGCCUAUAGCUCCGGCCCAAAAAGACGGCCCACAAAAGGUCCAAAUCAUACGAGCCCCUGAUGGAAAAAUCACUGUCAAAGGUCUUCUCCCAGGCCAGCAAUUGAUUCAGAUGGCAGAUGGAAAGCUGCACGUCGUCAUGGCCGGACAACAAGGUGCUGCUGGCCUGUUGAUUGCUGCCUCACCAAAAGUAGAUGCGGACAAAAAUAAAAAUUCCAAUGAUAAGACAAAACCUACCAUAGAAGAGACGAAGCCCGUUCAACGGAUUGCGGUCCAACCGCCUCCUCAAGCGGUGGGCGGUCGCAUCGUAGUCCAACCUGCCCAGCAAGUGGUCGUACAGACAUCUCAACAAAUGAUUGCACCAUCACAAGUGAUGGUGCAGCCGACGCAACAGUUAGUCGUGCAGGCGGGCACCGGUACGGGUACUGGUACACGAGUCGUGAGUCAGCCGCGCAUGCAGACUGUACUAGUGCAGGGACAACUAGUGCAACGAGCGGCUCCACAGCCCCGUCCGCCUCCGCCCCCUCGUCCAUCAACUCCCCUACCGCGUGCACAACAAAUUGUGGUUAACAGCCCCGCACUUGCACAGCAGCUCGCGUCGGGAAAAGUGCAGUUAGCGACGGUAAACGGACAGCAAGUCCUGAUAAGGCGUACCGGGAAUAACCAGGCCCAAAUCGUCGCUCACAUCGGACAGAGUCCAGCCCCGUCGCCAGCUCAACCGGCACCGGUCGCUCAGGUGGUUACCCCCGCAGCCGUCUCGGUGCCCGCUAUCGCUCCCGCCCCUACGCCGACCUUAGUUCGACCGCCGGCUCUGGUCCCCUCAUCCUCUAAUACGUCACAACAACUCACCGAAGAUCAAAUAAUGGAGAAACGAUUGCUGGCUGGACAACCACCCGGAACUGUCAUAAAAACAGUAACAGCUCAGGUGAUGCAGACAAGUAGUGGUCCCAGUAUAGUGUUACAAGGACUCCAUGGCUAUUCCUUAACUCCACAACAAUUAGGACUUGUACAGCAUCAAGUUAAACAACAACUUUUAAAAGCGCAAGAGUCGACGGGCAAACAGGGAAUGCUAGGCCCGCGCAAGAUGUACCUAGCAGUACAGCCCGCGCCGGGUGCCGUCUCCACACAGCCCAUACUUACGGUACCUACUGCCGCUCCACAGGAGACAGUCGAAGAUGAUAUGGUAAAGCGUCCGCUCUUAGUAAAUGGUGAAGAUAAUAUCGCCGUGGCGCAUUGUAUUAAAGAGGCAAUGCCAUCGAAGCCUGCAGAUAUGCCAGGGAAUAAUACUAAAACCGAUAUUAUUAACGCUCAGGACGAUGUGCAAAAUAAUAAAUUUAUUCUAACCCCUGACUACAUACAACAAACAAUCAAAAGUGCCUUAAAACAGGAGAACCUGAAUCCAGAAAUAGAGGAGAAGUUGAUUCAAUUGCAACGGUAUCAAGAGAAACAGAUGAAACCGGAGUGUGUCAUAGAGCGAGAGGUGCCACCGCCACGUUCUCCCUCCCCACCAACUCCGCCGGCGACGUUGCCGCCCCGGCGCCGUGGGCCAGCGAGGCACGAUGACGACGAUGAAUGGGUAGAGACCAGCCCGCGCAAGCGCAACCGAUCCGCGCGACCUGUCUCGCCUCCCCCAUCACCGCCUCCACCGCCACCUCGUCCGCGGUUAACACAAAUCGCACCAGUACCAGUCCCCGUCGCACCGCCGCCCGCACCCCCAACGCCUAUAGACGAACGACGACGAGCGGCAUCCAAUAACUCGCGGCUACAGAUGAUACUCUUCAAACAUAAGGAAAUGCUCAAAAAAGACAUCAUUAAGAAGCGCGGUCUUUUAGAGAAAGAACUCGGUGUGGAAAUACAGAAGGAAUUAUCCGCUGAAUUGGCACUAAGGACCCGUGCGGAGCGUAGCAAGCAGGAGGAAGUGAGGGGUAAACGCCGAACUACUUCUGGCAGCCGGGGCGGUGAUGCUACCCCUAAGAAUUCUAAGAAGUCUGCCAAAAAAGAGAAACUUUUGUGUAUAUGUCAAACUCCGUAUGAUAAUACUAAGUUCUACGUAGGAUGUGAACAUUGCAAUAAUUGGUUCCACGGUGACUGUGUCGGCGUGACCGAAGAGAUGAGCAAAACGAUGGAGGAAUAUGUGUGCUCCGAGUGCAGACGCGCCGAAGAAACACAGGAACUCUACUGCCUGUGCCGACAACCCUAUGACUAUUCGCAGUUUUACAUAUGCUGCGAUCGAUGUCAAGAUUGGUUCCACGGCCGAUGUGUUGGGAUAUUGCAGUCCGAAGCUGACAACAUUGACGAAUACAUAUGUCCUAAUUGUCAGAAAAAUAACUCUGUUAACUUCGCGAAUAUGAAAGAACUCACCCCGAAAGAUUACGAAAAUUUACGACGACUAAUCAAGCAGAUACAUUUACAUAAAAACGCGUGGCCCUUCAUGGAGCCCGUGGAUCCCCGAGAGGCUCCUACGUAUUAUAAAAUAAUCAAGGAACCGAUGGACUUGCAAACAGUGGAAAGAAAAGUGAAUGAUCGAACAUAUAGUACUUUGAGUGAGUUUAUAGGUGAUAUGACUAAGAUAUUUGACAACUGUCGUUAUUUUAAUCCUAAGGACUCUGAAUUUUACCGAUGCGCUGAAGGAUUAGAGGCGUUUUUCGCACAAAAAAUAAAAUAUUUUCGCGAGAAGCUAUUUGAAACCACACAAUGA
Messenger RNA from Leptosia nina, 7470 nucleotides. The record is from the annotation of a GenBank genome assembly. Lineage: Eukaryota; Metazoa; Arthropoda; Insecta; Lepidoptera; Pieridae.